ACCCAAUCAGAGGCGAGUUCUCUCUGCUUCGUAUUGCUCGUGUCGACGGUGUCUUUUUUUUCCCUUUUUCAACGGCAAAAGGCUUCUCGACUUCUCUAUAAAAGUUCCGCCGGGAUAAGCAGCGAAACAUCGAGUUAUUCUCUCAUUUAAUGCCAGCAUGUUGUCAAUAUCACUGCUGUGAUGUGGUGCGGCUAAAAACCCAGGUGGAAAAAACGGGGAAAUUCUCUUGAGGACAACCGCGGUGUGUGUCGGGCGUUUUUUUUUAUUGUUUUUUUUUUAUAUCAAGGUCCUUGUCCGUUUCCUCUUCGAAUUUUCGGCAGUUUUACGGACGUUGGUUGUAGUCAUGGCUAGGCGACGUGGCUAACUGUGGUCGGCGGCAGGUUUGGGCCCUGCAGUCGGAGAACGCGCCAUGACGGCUGUGGAGGAGUGAGGAAGAAUCCCAGCCUGCAGCUUCUUCAGCUUCACUUCCACUCAUCUCUGUUGAUCUAAUUAUGUCUAAAUGACUCCGGUUAAAUUUUAAGACGUGGAUUCUCUCAUAUCAGAAUCCAUCUACGCCCCCCAAGUUUUAUUUUAUGUGCUCUUGAGUUCCAAAAAACAUCCCCAACAGCCAUGCGAGGCAGAACCAACAUGCUGCUGGGCUGCUUGCUCGUCUGCUCCGCCUCCCUGCUCUACCUGGGCAUGAACACUAUAGACUGCCCUCGGAAAAGCCACCGCUACCACUGGAUGGAGCUCAACAUGGCCUCGGGCAAUCAGAGUCUGCCACACUUCCCCGAAGAAACGCCCCUCAUCUUCAUCGGGGGUUUUCCUCGGAGCGGCACCACGCUGAUGCGCGUGAUGCUGGAUGCACACAGCGCUGUUCGGUGCGGAGAGGAGACCAGGGUGAUCCCUCGCCUCCUGGCUAUGAGGGCCACCUGGAGUCGCUCCGUCAGGGAGAGAAUACGCUUGGACGAGGCUGGCGUCACUGACCAGGUGUUGGACGCAGCGGUGCGAGCCUUUCUGUUGGAGGUGAUAGUCGGCCAUGGAGAGCCUGCACCUCGUCUUUGCAACAAGGACCCAUUUGCGUUGAAGUCCCUGUCUUAUUUGGCGCGCAUCUUUCCCAAAGCCAAGUUUGUCCUCAUGUUGAGAGACGGACGGGCAACCGUCCACUCCAUGAUAUCUCGCAAAGUGACCAUCUCGGGGUUCGACCUCAGCAGCUACAGAGACUGUCUGACCAAGUGGAGCAGCGCAGUGGAGGCCAUGUUCAACCAGUGCCAGGCGGUGGGGGAAGCACGAUGUUUACCUGUCCGAUAUGAGCAGCUGGUUCUCCACCCAGAGCAGCAAAUGAGGGACUUGCUUCAUUUCCUGGAGCUGCAGUGGGACGCCUCUGUGCUGCACCACGAAGAGCUGAUUGGGAAAGCUGGUGGCGUUUCGCUGUCCAGGGUUGAACGCUCCACAGACCAGGUGGUGAAACCAGUGAACACUGAGGCCCUCUCUAAGUGGGUGGGAAACAUUCCCAGCAAUGUGAUCGAUGACAUGGCUGAAAUCGCCCCGAUGCUCGCUCGCCUGGGCUACAAUCCGCACGCCAACCCUCCUGAUUACACAAAAGCGGAUCCCAUCUCGUCUCCUUUUAACCACUUACAGAGAGAGAAAACGGCAGCAGACUCUCCUGAUCCCAGUUAAAGGUGACAGCUCUCUGCCGCCUUACAGAUGCAACUUGAACACAGACUUUUAUUCCAGCCGUUGUCUCGCCUCACAAGGAGUUGGAAUGGAAUUUCAGUUACGUUGAGAUUACAUUAAAUUCUUCUCAAGACUUGUUUACAGUU
Messenger RNA from Gambusia affinis (western mosquitofish), 1802 nucleotides. RefSeq names its product tyrosylprotein sulfotransferase 1, like (gene tpst1l). NCBI's taxonomy places the organism in Eukaryota, Metazoa, Chordata, Actinopteri, Cyprinodontiformes, Poeciliidae. The coding region runs from base 610 to 1659 and encodes 349 amino acids. Gene Ontology annotation, cellular component: Golgi apparatus. The transcript is spliced from 6 exons. The record is from RefSeq and is a predicted model, not a curated record. Gene Ontology annotation, molecular function: protein-tyrosine sulfotransferase activity. Gene Ontology annotation, biological process: peptidyl-tyrosine sulfation.